GCCUCUGUUUGGUUUGUUUCUCUUGGAUACGUUAGCCUGUUUCCACCAUCAAAAUAUUUUCACACAUUGUUUACUGAUUGUUCAGCACAAUACAGUUUUGAUAGCCAAUAAAAAUGCCACGUCCAAGAUCUGCUCGAUCAGAUACCAGCGAUGCCGACCUGGAAGGAAUGGCAGAGCAGGAACUGGUCAAACUCCAGAGACAGUAUCGUAUUAUGGAGGGAGAUCGUGCAGCUUACACUGAAGAAUCACAAAAUCUUAUAAGAAAACAAAAAGCCUCAAUUGGUCAGUUAGAAUCAGAAAAACAGGAAUUAUUGAAGGAGUUACGUCUGGCUGAAAGUAGGAGUAACCAGGAUAAAGAUGAUGUUAAUACAGAUACUCUGGUCACAUUGGCUGAGGUUAAAGAUGAGAAUGAAACUGACAUUGAUGAAGAAAAAAAAAUGCACAUUGAGUUAGAUGCUGAAAUCAGAAAAUGGGAGAAAAAGAUAAAAGAUCAACAUAAAAAUAUGGGAGGUGUUCACAUGAGCUCUCAGCACACUGUACAGAUGCAGAAAACUGUCAGGACGUUAGAAAAUAGACUUGAUCAGUCCAAACAAGCAUUUUGUAAGCAGUUGUCUGAAAAUGCAAAACAAAGAGAUGAAAUUGAAAGUCUUCGUGUGGAGAGAAACCGAUUUGACAACCUGUAUAAGAAAUUAGAGAAAGAACUCCAACAACUUCAGAAAAAGAAAGGAGAAUUAAUUGAAAGCUCAACUCAAGCAUAUGAUGCAAGAGAUGAAGCUCAAGCCAAGAUUAUUUUACUUAAAGAGAAGGCUGACAAAGACUUGCAACAACAUCAAGCUGAAAUGAAAGAAUUGUUACGUGUUAUUGAUCAUGAUCGUGCCCUACGUGAAUUCAUGGGGAUCAAAGGUCAAGAGAGACAGGAGGAUCCACAACUAGUUGCAUGGAGACAGAAAAAGGAGGCUCAGGAGGCAGAGAGAAAGAAAGAAAGUCAAGAAGAUUCUGUUGAAACAUAUGAAAUGGCAUUUGAGAGAAUUCGUGAAAUGACUGGAGAGGAUGACCUUGACCUGUUGGUUAAUCGUUUUAUUGAAGUUGAAGAUCGCAACUUUGCAUUGUUCAACUUUGUGAAUGAACAGAAUAAUGAGAUUGAGAAAUUAAAUGACGAAAUAAAAGAUAUUGAAAAUGAAAUUGAAAAAUUCAAACUAACAGGUAUUGAGUUAGAAGACAAGAGAAAGAAAAUCUUGAAAGAGCUUGAGGAACAACAAGCAAGCUCCUCUAAAGAAGCUGAUGAGUAUGAACAAAAGAAUAAAGAAAUUUCUAAAAUACUUGAUCAGUUACGAGCAGGUAUUGACUCCCUAUUUAAUAAAAUAAACUGUGAUAGAUCUGCAAUCGAUGACAUGUUAGGAGCAGCAUCAGGGGUUACCGAUAGCAAUAUGAUACAAUACUUAGGAAUCAUUGAACAAAGAACAAAUGAAUUAUUAGCAAUACAGUCUUACAUAGGAUCAAAGGAUACUGAAAACCGAUUUGAGAAGACUGGUCCAGGUUUAUUAGGUGAAGGACCAGCAGCCCCACAACAACAGUUACCCAUUCUUCCUCCAUCAGUCGGUGAUGAAUAUGACAGUGAGGGCAGUGAUGCAAGUGAAGAUGAAGCACGACCUUUUACACGAGCAGAGUUACAAUCACGAGUAAUGAAGACAGUCAGAAAACGUGAAUCAGCAGCUAAAAAAGAUGCACAUAAAUAUGACUUAUCGAAUGCACGAGAAAAAACACAAAAAAGUAAAAAAGACAAAAAAUAGUGACUGACUAUGAAUUUUAUUCUGUUAUUUCGUUAUCUUGUUGACAAUUUGUGUAAAUAAUUAUUUGCUAUAAGUCGUAUAAGACUACAUUAAUCUGUGAUAUUUUUUACUCUUAGAAUUUUAAUCAUGUAUUUAUGGAUAUUUAUAACAUGUGAAUUAAAACAUGAUCUUUAAUGAAGGAAAAGUUAGGCUGAGCUCCUUACUGCUGACUUUGUGAUAAAAAAGAAAAUUAUGAAUGAUCUUUUAGGACGAAAAGAAUAGUGAAGACUCUUAAUAGUAUUUAAAAGAGAAGUGUUAUUUACAGAUGGUUUAUGAAUGUUUCCUGAUUGCAUUUACAAUAUUUUGAAUUGAAUUACAAAAACCAAUGAUCAUAUUGUAUCAUAAAUACAUAUAAAUUGAUAAGAUAUAUUUUAUACAACAGUAUGGUCCAUUAAAUAAAGUGCUUGGCAUAUUAAGAUUGGACACCAAAUAAAGUGGUUAAGUGAACAUUAUUAAA
This is a messenger RNA of Mytilus californianus (California mussel), 2286 nucleotides long. RefSeq names its product outer dynein arm-docking complex subunit 1-like. NCBI's taxonomy places the organism in Eukaryota, Metazoa, Mollusca, Bivalvia, Mytilida, Mytilidae. Gene Ontology annotation, cellular component: axoneme. Gene Ontology annotation, biological process: outer dynein arm assembly; cilium movement. The transcript is spliced from 11 exons. The record is from RefSeq and is a predicted model, not a curated record. Bases 114 to 1790 code for a protein of 558 amino acids.